Protopterus annectens (West African lungfish) is the source of this 2177-nucleotide messenger RNA. RefSeq names its product microtubule associated protein 4 (gene MAP4). Gene Ontology annotation, biological process: microtubule cytoskeleton organization; neuron projection development. The record is from RefSeq and is a predicted model, not a curated record. The coding region runs from base 1 to 591 and encodes 196 amino acids. Gene Ontology annotation, molecular function: microtubule binding. NCBI's taxonomy places the organism in Eukaryota, Metazoa, Chordata, Ceratodontiformes, Protopteridae. The transcript is spliced from 6 exons. Gene Ontology annotation, cellular component: neuron projection.
AUGGGAAGUCUGGUACAGAUACUCUCCAAAAAAGUGGACUACAGCCAUGUUACAUCCAAGUGUGGGUCCAAGGACAAUAUUAAGCAUGUUCCUGGUGGUGGGAAUGUGCAAACCCCCCCAAAAGCAUCCUCAGCCAGCCGCACUCCAUCCACAGGCGGCUCCAAACAAACAACGAGUGGUACCAGUAUACAAAUUACAAACAGAAAACUUGACACAUCCAAAGUGUCUUCCAAAUGUGGAUCAAAAACCAAUAUAAAGCACAAACCAGGUGGCGGAGAGGUCAAGAUUGAGACGCAUAAAUUAGAGUUCAAGGAAAAGGCACAGUCAAAAGUGGGCUCCUUGGACAACGUUAAACAUUCACCAGGUGGAGGCACUGUCAAGAUUGAGUCUCACAAGCUGAUGUUCCGUGAAAAUGCCCAGGCUCGCACAGACCAUGGAGCGGACAUUGUGUACAAAUCCCCAAACAUUUCCAACAGCACUUCACCGUGGCGCAGCACGUCAGUCAGUGAGAGUCUUAGCUCCAUCUCAUCACCACAGCUUGCUACCCUUGCAGAUGAUGAUUCCACUGCUCUUGUACAGCAAGGCUUCUGAUUCUCCCUACUGUGAUGUUUAAUUUUAAGAAAAAGUUUAGCCUCAUUAGCUGGUCUGGGUUAAUAACUGGGAAUUAGUGGUUUCUCGUGUGUUUAGUUUUAAACAUUUAGCAAUAUAUGAAACUGUGUAGCAUUCAUGUUCUAAUGAAUAAUUUUCAUAUUUACUGUAGCAAUAAGCUGUCUAGAAAUGAAAAGGUAGAGCUUUUCAAGACAAGUCUUGCUGAUGAAAUGCAUUUGUAAUGUUUGUCAAGGCACAAGGAGUGGUGCCCAAGCCUUGAAAAAGUGAAUGUAUCUGCCGUCAAAUUCUUGAAUUCUGAGGAAAUUAAUUAAUCGUGACAGUUUCCUCCUAUUUUAACACAUUACAGGUUAUGUAGCUUUCUGCUGAAGGCAGAGAUUAGUGUGCUGAUUGAGAAAAUACUUCGGUUAAAACUUCUUGAUAAAUUACAUAUUUCUAAAUAAGUGUGUUAGCUGUUUUUGAAGGAAAAAAUAUAUUUAUUAGAAAAACAGCAGCACAAAACAUGUUUUACCAUUUUUGAUGGCAGUUUUUUCACCGAUUGCACAAAGAAAGUUUUUUUUUUUGGGUACUUCAUUAUUAAAAGUAGUAACUGUACCAAACAAAACUCAUUGUGCUUCCAAAGUGCUAACAAUAGACUUUGAAAUAUCAUAGCAUCUUGGGUAGUGUCAGUUGACUUGUUUAUAUUAAGCCCAGUACUUAACUAAUGGGGAUAAACAUUAUUUCUUUUGCAUCUUUCCUUGCUGCUUAGUUUCUAGGUGUUCUGAUUUAAUACUGUACUUAUAUACACUGUAUGUAUGUAUACAUUCAGUAGACUCUGUUAAUUGUAGACUGAUUAAUUUUUGUGAUACUAUGUUAACAGUGUACAAUGGAAUGUGUUGUGUUUUCUCCUUUGUAUUCUAAGCAAUAGAACAGUAAUAAUAUGAAAAGGUUUACUGUACUGGUUUCUCAUAACACAGUGAGCAGUUUUUCUUCUGACUGUUUUGGUGUGAUUAAGCCAAGCUGUCGCUGGAAGUGGUAAGGAAACAUUUAUGUUGUACAAAUAUUUACCCACUUAAAAUGCCAAGCCCAAGGUCUAAUUAAUACACUUAGCUUGUCUCACUUCCUUAGAAACAAGUGUUGACUAAGGUGGAAAAGUGACAGGAAUUGACUUUACCUAAAAACUGUUAACAUGUUUUCCAUACUUUUUCUUCUAGUCCUUGAACUUUAUAGGCACUGUAGGACACAUGGAUCAGACUUUAUAGGCACUGUAGAAUAUAUUGAGGAUUACUGACAUACAGCAUAUCAUACUUUUUUCAGCAUGGUGGGUAAAAAUUAUUUUACAAGGAAAAGAGAAAUUGCUAAUUCCAGGCACUUUAGACAAAAGUAUAGGAUUUAAUGGUUAUAUGUCAAGUGACCUUUUAUCUUUAAAAGAGUUAAGAUGUCAUUCCUCCGAGGAAAAAAAGAAAGGGUGAAGAUGUAAAGAGAAUGACUUCUACAUGCCAAGUAACAUUGUCUGUAGCAAAAGAAAAAAAAUAUAUUGUGCUUUAAUAAAAAAAAAAAAAGUUUGCAAAUAAAUGGACUUGCAGAAUGUA